Messenger RNA from Paramuricea clavata, 11125 nucleotides. The record is from the annotation of a GenBank genome assembly. Lineage: Eukaryota; Metazoa; Cnidaria; Anthozoa; Malacalcyonacea; Plexauridae.
CGCGGGACUUUUGCGGGACACAAUCAGAUCAGUGAACACAUUAUGGAGGUCAAUUCGAAAGGUUUUUAAUGAUUUUUUAUACAAUUUUGUAGCACAUAUGCUGUAAAAUACUGUUGAUAGUAUCUAUAUUUUUGUUAUAAAUCGCGCAGGGGUGCAUUUUUCAUUUUUACUUGAUAAAAUAGUACAUGUGAUAUAUAAAAAAUCACAAACUUUUUAAUGUUUUUUUUUUUAUUAAAGAAAGCUCUUUAACAUCUGUGAAACAUGUUAUUUUGGUGCUAUCUGGAAAAGGUGGAGUUGGAAAAAGCACUGUGGCUUCACAAUUGGCGUGUUCUUUGUACAGGAAAGGAAUGAAGGUAUUGUGGUAGACAUAUUGUGAUAUUGGCAUAACCAUAGAGAUUAUAAAUAACACUAGAGGAGGCAUUGUAAUCUUAAUUCAGUAAAAAAAAGGGAACGCGACUAUUGGGGGGCAAAUUCAAGUCCCGGAUGUGUAUUCGUGUUCCCAUUGGUGACGAGUUUCAAAUCAGCCAAUGAGAGCACGAUUUUAUAUCCGGGACUUGAAUUUGCCCCCCAUUAGUUGCGUUCCCAAUUUUUAAACUCGAUGCCUCCUCUAGUGUUAUUUAUAAUCUCUAUGGGCAUAACUAUAGCAUAUCCCACAAUAUAUGAUUGGGUGUGGCUACAUAGCUAUGCCAUGGUUAUUAGGGUGUGGCUAGGGCUAUUAGGGUUAGUAUUAUCAGGUAUUAUGUAGCCACAUAGCCAUGUAGUCACCAUGUAGCAAUGUAGUGUUGUGGUCAUGUCACUCAUUUAUUCACAUGGCCAAGUUAAUUGUCUUAAUACUUUUGUAUAUUAGGUAGGAUUGUUGGAUGUUGAUCUCUGUGGGCCAAGUAUCCCACGGAUGAUGAAACUGGAAGAUGCUAAUGUUCAUCAAUGUUCAGACGGGUAAAUAACCAGUGACUAUACAUUUACAAAUUGACUGGCUACUGGGGGGAGGGUGGCAGGGCAUUGCCCUGGGAGCUCUCAUUUUUAGUAGUAUUUCUGCUGUUUGAAAACAUGAAAUCAUAUGUGGCCAAGGAAAAUUUUACCGAAGGCGUCACAAACCCUGAUUAAUUAGCAUGUACAUGUAUGUUAAACUUGAUUCCUAAUGCAACUAGCAAGUAUGAAAUAGCCAAAGUUGACAUACCUUGCAGGUGGGUGCCAGUGUACACCGGUUCUGACCAGAGACUUGGGGUUAUGUCCAUCGGUUUCCUGCUUGCAAAUCGAGAUGAUGCUGUUGUGUGGAGAGGACCAAAGAAAAAUUGUGAGUAGAUUCAAUAAAUAUAAACUUAUGGAUCAGUGAAAUACAUAAUUCAUCACCAAUUAAUCAUGUUGCCACUUGGUCAAUCAUUUAGUCAAUUGGUCAUUUAGUGGCUGGUCAGUUGUUCAGUUGGUUGGUCUGUCAGUCGGUCAUGUAGUUGGGUUGGUCAUUGAGUCAGUUGGCUAUUUGGUCGGUCAGUCAUAAUUUAGUCAGUCGGUCAGUCAUUUAGUCUGUCAGCCAGUCUGUUACUUGGUUGGUCAGUCAUUUAGUCGGUUGUUUAGUUGGUUUGUCUGUCAGUCGGUCAUGUAGUUGGUCAGUCAUUUAGUUGGUUGGUCAUUUGGUCAGUCAGUCGGUUGAUCAUUUAGUGGGUUGGUCAUUUAGUGGGUUGGUCAUUUAGGGGCUGAUUACAUGGUGCCGAGCUGGCCCGGUUAACCAGGCUGACUCGUUUGUUUAGGACCUUACCACAAAAUAAAUAAUAAGACCAGAAGUCUCACUCGAUGUCGGAAUCUUUGAUGUUGAUGUCCCCGCGCAUGUCGCCUCGCGCAUCUUGGCCGCGUCUCGUUUCCAGUGCCCUAAACAAGUGUAAUUUGACAAAUUUACAUGUAAACAUUAAGGAGUGAGGAAGUUAAAACGAUACCAAUCGAGUUUUAGACCUUUGGUGACCAUUUUAAAAGAAUAUAUGAUAAAUUCAAAGGUAAGUCUAUCGUAUUGCAUUGUCUUAAAUGAAUUCUCAGCUAAAAUACGGCAAUAAAUGGAUCAUAAAUUUAGUUAAAUUCACUGUUGACAACGAGGUUGACAGAUCCAAUGAUUUUUUCCUUGAAUAGCUUUACCAUAGUCAUUUUACCUUAAAAUGUGGCUACCAAGGAUAUCUCUAAGAGAUUUUACACAGAUUUUACACAAUCUCACGAUUUAAUCAUGCUGAUAACAUGAAAAUCCUUGUGCCAUUGUAUACUUGGCAUAAUCUCCACAUCAAUAGUUCACCAGUUCAACACUUAUAAGUUAUAAAUUCAAUAUAUUUUUGAACCAGUCCAUAUAUUAUUAUACACAAUGUAGUAUAGUUAAUUUGACCAUUGAGAAGUAAGGGGUGUAUUACAUUACACAGACACUGCUGAAUUUUAGGUUACAUGCCAUUGGAUUGAUAUAUAAAAACAUUUGUAAAAACACACAUUAUCUUGUUGAUAGAAUAGUUAUUUGCAGUAUACUAACUGUUGGCAUACUCUAUUUCAGGCCUAUCAAUUGUUUUUGUCACUGGCAAUCUUUGAAAUACAAUCUUGCUCUGUGGCCUUUACUGACAAGUUGGCUUUUACUACAUAUGUGGCACUGACACUUCUUUAAUUAAUGCACCAGUCAAUGUAAACCCCCCAACCGGGGAGGGGCAGGGAUUUUGACUUGGAGGGGUAGUAAAAGAGCAAAAUUGUCCCGCCCCCAGGGACAUCAAUGUCCCCUGCAUGUCUCUCAACUGCAGGAAAAUAGUUUUGUAUAAUCAUAGAUCAGCAAUUAGGGGUGCACCGGAUUUCAAAUCCGGCCGGAAUUCCGGCCGGAUUUAACAAAUUUUUCGGCAUCCGGCCGGAUUUGGAGAAAAUCCGGCCGGAUUUAAAUUUCUGUUUUCACCUUAAAAAAUUCACCAAGAAUGGGAUAAACCAUCAAUUUGGCAGCUUUAAAGCUUAAAAAACAUUUGUAUUAUUAUAAAAUAUUAAGUUAUUAACAAAAAGAUGUUUAAAAAAGGUUUAAGGUGGCUCGAUAUAGUUAUCACAAAAACCCUGCUCAAGAAUCGCGAACAAAACUGGGCGACCAUUUUUACGCGCAGGUCGUGCAAACUGAUUAACAAAAUGAAAGAACUUCCAAAAUGACCUGACGUGAGCAGUUGCUCCCGCCAUCUCACGUCAUUGCGCGUGUUGUAUAGCGUUUUGUGUCGAUUGCUGACGUCAUUAGAAUUUCCCAUUUUAGAAAAACAAUGCGCUAUAUCUCUUUAUUUUGCCUGGUGACCUAUGUUCAAAUUUUGCAUGCUGUAUUGCACCGCUAAAAACUUUCAUUAUACAAAAAAUAAAAAAAUUCUGUAAUGCCAAAAAAAUUUUACCGAAGAAUAUGACAUUUUCGCAUUUUCCAAAAAAAUGGCAUUACAGAAUUUUUUUAUAUUUUGCUAAUUGUUAGCUUUUCGUCCAAGUAAAACAAUGCAAGAAAAAAAAUUGGGGGUCACCAUGCUUUUUUUCCAACUAUACGAAACGAUAGGCCAUUUUGGAGUGAAUUUCGUACACGUAUGUCGUCAUAGCAACGAGCUAUCUGUUACUAAAACUAAUAUAAUUUGAAAGUAGAGUUAUCAAAAUAUAUAAAAAACACCAAUAUCUGCUGAAUAAAUCCUAGAAAUGCGUAGUUUGAACAUGUCAAACUGUUAAUUAAACACCUGAAUUUUUGAAAACUGUAUCGAGCCACCUUAAACACAAUCAAAAAUCUAAACUGACACUAACUAAAAAUAGUAAAAAACAUAAACCGUCUUUUUGAAUACUGAUUUAUCCCCAAUUGUACCCAUUACCGGUUUAUCUCAAAUCCGGCCGGAAUUCCAGCCGGAAUUUUUGCCCAAAUCCGGUAAAUCCGGUUCCGGCCGGAUUUGAAAAUUCCAAAUCCGGUGCACCCCUAUCAGCAAUAGAAAAUCAAAUUCAUUUAUGUUGUUGUAUUUAAACUUUUCUUGUCAAGAAAACUAAAACAGCAACACAGGAUAUAUAUAUAUUAACCACCGUCCAAGUCUCCCAUCAUCGGGGCAAAUUUAUAAUCAAAACGGACCACUUUCCCCACUAAACCUCCCGCCCCUCCCCGGUUGGGGGCAGGGAUUUACAUUGACUGGUGCAUAACUAGAUGAUUGCAUGAAAGUUGAUUUACGUAUAAUUAGUUUAUAAAUAAACUCGCACUUUCAUUGUAGAGGUUAAGAUUUGAGUUCUACUAGCACUAUCUCUGACUGCCUUAGUAUGCAUCUGAUUGGUUAUAAUGGUUGAUUGAAUAUAUCAAAUGCAUUUGAUGGUCCCUUAAUGGUAAUGGUAGUCAAAUCUGAACCUCUAUAAUGUCAAUGAAGAAUGCAUACUGGAAAAGUAUCAAAUUAAAUUUUAAUUGUCAAUGUUGUGGAAAGUAAAUAAAUCAAACAAUUCUGUUUGUUUCAACUAACUAGUUCACUAUCACUUUGGUUUUCAAAUCAAAGAAUCUUUAGCCUGGUUGAGCUUUUGAAAAAGUAGCUACUUUAGUGAACGCAAGAUUAUUUUACUCUGUCUAACACCAGACAAUUUCACUCGUCAAGGGGAAAGUGCUGCCAUUCAGUGAACUCAAUCAGAGCUCAAUGAGCAGCAGCACUCUCCCUCGAUAAGUAAAAUCAUCUGGCAUUAGAUGAAGUGAAAUAAACUAGUAAAGUAGGGUGCAUUGGGGCACAAUGCAGCUUACUGGGUUAACUGGAAAAUAUAUUUAUUUAAACAAUACACACCCUAUACUUGUAUUUCAAUUCAUAGCAUGAUUUGGUAUGCUUAUGUCUAUUUGACCCGAGUACCAGACAGGAAUGAUAUUUGAAUCACACCUGUAUUCAUUGAACAAAGCUAAUUUAAAUGUACAUUAAUUGUACAUGAAUCAUGUAGAUGUAAAAACUAGAGCAAAAACACACGUGGUCCACACAGCUUUGUUUUUUUCUUUUUCUUGAGAAGGAAUAACUGAGUUACAAUGAGACCAGUAUCAACAAUUUCAAAAAGGUAUUGUACAAAAAUAUUACAAACAUAAGACACUUUAAAGACAGAAAACACACAAAGUAUGUCACUACAGAAACUGUAUUCUGUGAUAUAGACGAUAUUGCUUUAAGGAAACUUGCAGCUUUUAAGGGCCUGUUUAUAUCGAAACUGGCUGGCCUGGUAAGUGAGAUCUCGCUGUCUACUUAUUUUUAUAGUAAAAAUUAUAAUUAAAAUUGUUUCUAUGUACAAGCGGGAGGCCCUGUUGCAGAGACCAGGAUGGAAAUUUCUCCAUAUAAACAAUCACAAGCAGGCUAGCCCAGUUGCCAGGAUGAAAGUUCAACGAUACUGCCGCAAGCUAUUUUUAACAACUGUCAAAACAAUGUCAAAACAACAAAAUUGUCCCGGUAAGCAGGAUGAAAUUUUCUCAAAUAAACACAAAAGAAAUCAUCCUGCGUAUCUACCUUACCGGGCUGUUCUCGCUAAGCGGGCCAGCCCGGCUUCCAUACAAACAGGCCCUAACAGUCUCUGUCAGGCAAUUACAAUGUUCUAAUGUCCAAACUCUAAAGUAUUAUAAACAAGCAGGACAGACCACUUAUUGCAAGUUGCUAGUAUUAAAGUCAUAUCAACAUGUGAUAUCGACAUUACAGUGUAUAAACUAAAGUAAUUCAGCUUCUACACAUGAAGCAACUUUAAACACUAUCCUUACACUUUAUCAAUUCAUUGAAGUUUGUCAUUCUAUUUGUAGUAUUUACAUCACAAGACAUAUUCUAUUUGUAGUAUCAAGUCACAUCAGGAUUUUAUAAUCUAGCGUUUUUGGACCCAAGUGAUCUAGAGUUCUAUCUUGUUAAAACCUAUCCAAGGAAAAACAAGAAAGGGAUAUUGAAGUAUUGGUGUUUUUGAGCCAAAUAAAUUUGAAUAUCCACCAGUAUAAAAGCAGUACUCCGUAUAUACUGGAGACAAAAUGGCAUAAUAGCGAACACAUUUUAAUGAUGUUCAAAUUUAUAUUUAGUGCGCUAUUUUCUUUAAAAUAUGACCCUGUUUGCUUUCUAAAUACAACAAAAUUACUGCUUUACCUUCUGUUCAAAUAGUUCCACAGAUAAAUCGAAGUCACAUUUCGUACUACUUGAAAAAAAGCUGUUUUUACUGUAGAAAUGACAACUUCCCAAUAUAAUUUUCUAUUGUCAACAUUGCAUUACACUUGUUUAGCUCGCGCAUGCGCAAUAAAAAAGAUGGGACAUGUUUCCGCUUGAGUAAGACUUCUGGUAUUAUCUCUUCUGUGACCUUACUGUGGUUUUAAAACUCGCGUAAAAUAAAUUUGCGAUAAAUAAUUGGUUUAGUAUAGAUGCAAAAUCAUCCUAAACCCGAUUUAAAACUCAUUUUGCGGCCCAAGGAAGAUUUUCGUGACAUUUUUCAGCCCGGUUAACCGGGCUGGCUCGGUCCAUGUAAUCAGCCCCUUAGUCGGUUGGUCAUUUAGUCGGUUGGUCAUUUAGUCAUUUGGUCAUUUAGUCGGUUGACCAUUUAGUCGGUUGGUCAUUUAGUUGGUUGGUCAUUUAGUCAGUCAUUUAGUUGGUCGGUCAGACCUUACUAGUCCCCUCACUAGUAAUAAUUGUUACUCUUUUAUUCUCCAUCUCUUUUGUAAUUCUUUAGCCAUGAUAAAACAGUUCAUUACAGAUGUAUGUUGGGGAAGUCUGGAUUACUUAAUCAUUGAUACCCCACCUGGUGAGUGAAAUUGAACUUACCUCUGUCGUUAAAACCGUCAGAGAAGACCAUAGAUCUUUAUUGCUUUAGCAGUGUUUGGACUUUGGUGUUUUGCUACUAGAGUAUGUUUCCGUUUACAGGCACAUCUGAUGAACAUAUAACGGUUGUAGAAAGUCUGCGAAGCUUCAAUCCAGAUGGAGCCAUCCUAGUUACAACACCACAAGUUAGUUUUGUCCAGUUUUUAGAUAAAACGAUUUUACCAGCAUUCUUCUAGUAAACUGUUUAUACGGUUGAAUUUUAUUCAUUUUGCUUUUUCAAAACAGGCAGUGUCCGUUAACGAUGUAAGACGGGAGUUAUCAUUUUGUCGUAAGACAGACCUACCUGUCCUUGGAAUUGUUGAGAAUAUGAGUGGAUUUAUUUGUCCACAUUGCUCAGUAAGUGUCAGUCUGGCUGUUUUUACACAAUAUGUUCUUCCGGAAAAUGCUAGUCUUGGUAAUAGAGCCUCGUUUUUGUGAUUGAAAUAGAGACCUUAAAGUGCAUAUGACAUGAAAUUUUUUAUUUUCUUGAAUGAAAGAACUCUUUAAGUUGUAGUGUAACGUAUUUUCAGUUUCUUUUUUUUAUGGUUUGUUCCUGAGAUAUUUCAAUUUGUUUUAUUAUGUAAAUGAGUGUGAAUAUGUCCGCUAAUUUAUGACGUCACUUUGGUUGCAAACUUGCAAGCUCAACUUACACUGGUUAUAAAUCUAUUAACUUUAAAAACUGUAGAUAUCAAUUCACGUUUUUGGUACGAGAUUGCACAUUUACCAGUGAGUGAAGUUUGAAAUUAUCAUCUUACCGUAGAUGAUAGCAGUGAUAUUCAACCAAAUUAAAGAGCUUGCAACCAAAGUGACAUCAUAAAUUAGCGGACAUAUUCAUACUUAUUUACAUAAUAGAACAAAUUGAAAUAUCUCGGGAACAAACCAUAAAAACAAGAAACUGAAAAAAUAAGUUACACUACAGCUUAAAGAGUUCUUUUAUUUAAGAAAAUUUCAUGUCAUAUGCACUUUAAGAUGUAGGACGGCGAAGCGACGACGACGGCCAAAACAAAUUCAUUCAAAUGAUUGUAAAGAAAGCUCAUCGUAUAUUAUUAAUCGCAUGAAUUUGAAACAGCUUGAAGAGAACAAAACAGAGGCUUUUUAUCGAGUAGAAUCCCACAUUAGUACUGAACCAAUUUGCUGAGUAUCCACUUCUUACGUACUAAAAUGCAAACGUUGUACACAAGACGCAAAAAAUUCUGGUUCAGCAGUUGUAAACAGACCGUUUUGUCACAGAUAACAAAACGUAUAGUUAUAUCAGUAACUAUAAAAGACCUGUUUAUAAUUUUAUAAUCAGUAACAAGAUAACAGGAUUUCAAGUUACUGAUUGAAUACUUUUCUUGAAAACUGUGCUUUAUGUACUUGGAGUCUCAAAUUUGUACCAGCUCAAGUACUGUACGUUGCAACAAUCAUUGAAGCAAUCAAUAUUUCUACCUGUAGGAAUGCAGUAAUGUAUUUUCCACUGGUGGUGGUGCAGCUCUUGCGAAGCAAUGCGAUGUUCCAUUCUUGGGUAAGAGUGGUCUAAUUUUUUCACUGUCUAUACUGAAACACUUACAACAACUAAGUAUGUUAACAUCUGCAGUGAUUCGUGUCUUAACUACCAAAAAAUUAUUGGACAAAAAGUGCACUGCAGUUCAGACACAAACCACGACCACUACGUUUGAGAUAUCUUUUUCAGGUAGUUCAGACACAAACCACGGCAGCUUAUUGUUUAUUGUAGAAUACUACCUACACUGGACCACCACGUUUGAGAUAUCUUUUUCAGGUAGUUCGGACACAAAUCACGGCAGCUUAUUGUAGAAUACUACCUAGCAGUACACUGAACCACCACGUUUGAAAUAUCUUUUUCAGGUAGUUCAGAUACAAACCACGACAGCUUAUUGUUGAAUACUCCCUACACUGGGCCACCACGUUUGAGAUAUCUUUUUCGGAUAGUUCAGACACAAACCACGACAGCUGUUUCACGCAGUUCAGAUACAAACCACAGCAGCUUAUUGUAGAAUAUUGCAAACAUUUUUAAAUGUGCUGCGACAGAUGCCCUAACUACCUAUUAUUUUGACGAACGUCGAUGCCCCCCCCUUUAAUGUUGGGUCUCAGACUCUUAAUUAGUAUAAUCUUAAUUAGUAUAAUGUCUGGAUUGGGUAAACAACAUUGAAUGGGGAGGUGGAGGGUCAUGUGUGUAAUAAUUUGCAGAUGCAUAGAUACUACGGAUCAUCCACAGUGGAUAGAUAUCCACUGUAGAGGAUCCGUUUGUUUGUUCAUACUUUAAUAUUUUCUCACUUGACUAGGCUGUAUUCCACUGGAUCCAAAUCUUGCAAGAUGUCUCGAAGAUGGUGAAGAUUUCCUACAAUCAUUCCUAGAUUCUGAAGCUAGCAAGAGUUUCAACAACAUUGUCACAGAACUUGUUCAUUUAGAUAACAAAACAGAAACUUGAUAUUUCCCUCUAAAAAUCUAAGUCUAAUAUUUAAAUGUAAACGAGAUUCAUCAACAACCAUUCCUUAUUUCCUUAGUAUUACUGCCCGAAAAAACUGGAAUAUAUUUCUUACAUAUGACGAGGCAAAAUGGGGCUUCGGUGGCAAAGUGGUUAGCGCACUUGCCUUUCACCUCUAAGGCCGCAGGUUCAAACCUCACUGAGAACUUUCUCAAUGCCACUCGAACCCAGUCCUCAUGUGAAAAGAGUCAGUCAACGCUCUGCCGAAAGUCGUGGGUUUCCUCCGGGUACUCCGGUUUCCUCCCACAGGGAAAGUUGACAGGGUGGGUUAGGUAAAGGGACCCACAGUAAUUGGCAUAUGCUGUUGUGGUGACCCUGCCCUAGUUGGCAAAGCUAAAUAAAUAAAUAAAUAAAUAAAAUGAUAACAGUACUCAGAGAAGACUAAGGGAGUGAUCAUUAUUUUUGGUGGUGGGUGGCACCGAAAAGAAAAUGUUUUGCUUGGCAAAUAUUUUACUGAUCCAACCAUUAAAUCGGAGAAUGAUCACACUGGUUUACAUAUUGUAGUGAGAUAUGACUGUUCAAAUUCGCGUAUGAGUGUUCGCAAUAUUUGAGUGAGUCAUGCUUUGGAAAUGACUGUAAAUUUUUAUUAUCCAACCCUUGAGUUAUUUUAUUUUUCAUUUACCCAACCUUUUGCUCUCUCAAAACUUUGUUUACCCAACCCUUCGGUGUCACCCCCCGCCAUAAGUAAUGACCGGUCCACCUGUUUAAAAAAUCUCAACUCCAAACAAACUGUGAUUCAUCCAUGUUUUUGCAACACUGACAUAUUUGAUACAUUUACAGUAUUUAUCGGAGUGAGAAAAACAACUUUCCGAAAUACCCACAGAAAUUAAAUUAGAAAUUGUUUUAUAUUAUGACUUUGCAUGUUUUCAUGCCUAUCAUGACUUUCACAAACGUUUAAGAGAGCAAGGCUAUCAGACGUGUCUUUUGCAUUCCAUAAUACAGUCGAUUGUUUAUUAUAUGUCAUUGUAUUAUUUACUAUAGUUUGAAAAUUCUCGUCCUUUCAUUGACCAUAUCAUGUCAUCAUAGAUUGAAUAUACAAAUAGGUGUAAUAAUUAAAAUGCGACUAAUCCCAAAUACGAUUUUUUGUAUGUGUAAUAUUUGGGUCAUUCGAAGAAGAAAUGUAAUAUAUCUUUAUAAUAAAAAAUCUUGAUCAACUUUUUCACUGUCAAAUAUGUUAUUAGAGAUGAAUUGCAAAUUAGUUUUCCUUUGUUUUUUGUACCAAAAAUUUACCUAAUGACAUCAUAUCUGGAACUUUGACAGUGAAAAAGUUAAUCAAGAUGAGGUUUUUUUGCAAUAAAGAUACAUUACAUUUCUUCUUAGAAUGACCCAAAUAUUACACAUAGUUGGUCGCACUUGAAUACACCCUAUAGAGUCUUGUUUUUGUGAUGGAGAUAUUGGGUUCACAGCCCUUUAUAGCUGACACAUUUACGAAACGGCACAGUUAUUUCAGUGAAAAUAAGUGACAAGGUAAAAGGCCUUUAAACAAACGGCUCAAAUAUAGAAACGAGGCUCCUUACCGGAAGGGUGUAUUUCGUUUUUCUAUUGUCCUAAGAAUGGUGGUCAGUUGGUUUCAUUUUCUGUAUCAGUGAACAAUCCAGUCUGCACUUGAGAUCAGUGUUCUCACGACCGUGACCACUAUUUGUAUAUUCAAUCUAUGGCAUCUACCUCGAUAUACCCACCGGUUGCUUGAGUGCGAUAUGCUUUGCUUACAUGAAGUACUCAGCUACCGCUGCUACUCAAAUCGUCAUCACUGAACGUGUCACUAUCUGACGAGCUGUCACUGCCAAGAUUAGGGACACCUGUGCCAUCACUCGCAACAUUCAUGGACAAUAUGCCAGAUCUGGGGAAUAUGAAGGAAAUAAAUAGAAUGAUUAAU